AUGGUGGUUAAGUGCAGUGCGUGUUGCAAAUUCAUGUCAACGGUAGAGGGCGCAAACGUCGCAUGCCCCAUAUGCAAAAAACAAUAUCAUAAAGAAUGUGUAGGAGUGCGUAAAAAUGACACUGUGCCGUCAUCGUGGGCCUGCCCGGACUGUAAAUCCAGGCUGCCUAGGAGCAAUCAGGAUAAUACUCCUAUAAAAACGCAUGAUGUUCGUAACAGCUCUCCGAAAGCCAAGAACCCAGACUCAAAGCGGUUAUGCGAGACUGGAGGAGAUUCAGAGGAAACGAGUCUCGCAUACGAGCUCCGAGCGUUCCGUCUCGAAAUGAGUCAGACUAGAGAGGAGCUAAAAGGCUUGCGUCAGGACCUUUUUGAGUUAAGGUCGACAGUGCGCUCCUGCGAGAAUCGUCUGGACAGGGUUGAGGAGACGGUGCAAAUAAUGAUGACGGAGAGGGCGAGUGGUGGUGGGACCGACUCCUGUUUCGUUAAAGUGAUCCAGGCCCUGGAAGCGAACGUGGAGAGACUGCAGCAUGAUCUAAACGAUCGCGACCAGGUGCUGCUCCUGAACGAGGUGGAGCUCAGCGGCGUGCCGGAGGAAAAUGGGGAGAACCCCAUCCACAUUGCGCUGGCCUGUGCCGCUAAGCUCGGCAUGCAGCUGGACGAGCGUGAGGUGGUGAGCUGCGCGCGCACGGGAGCCCCGCGGCGCGAGGUGGGCGCGCGGCCGCGGCCACUUGCCUUGCGGCUGACCCGUCGCGACACGCGUGAUGUCUUGCUGCGUGGGGCGCGCGUACGUCGUCAUCUCACCACUGAGGACCUGGGUUUGAAGUCUGAACCCCGGCCCUUCUAUAUCAACGAGCGUCUAACGUCGAUAAACCGGCGCCUUUUUUAUCUUGUCAGGCAAACUGCAGGUCGUUUGCAGUGGAAGUAUGUUUGGACCAGGGAUGGCCGGAUUUACGUAAGGAGGGAAGCCGGAGCCCCCGCUCAUCGAAUACGAUGUGAAUCCGAUUUGGUGAAAAUUUUUGGUCCCGAUGGCGUUUGUCCCCCCCCACCAGAAACUGGACUACAAUAA
Messenger RNA from Hyposmocoma kahamanoa, 1065 nucleotides. RefSeq lists its product as uncharacterized. Bases 1 to 1065 code for a protein of 354 amino acids. The record is from RefSeq and is a predicted model, not a curated record. The transcript has a single exon. Lineage: Eukaryota; Metazoa; Arthropoda; Insecta; Lepidoptera; Cosmopterigidae.